Closterium sp. Naga37s-1 is the source of this 846-nucleotide messenger RNA. Lineage: Eukaryota; Viridiplantae; Streptophyta; Zygnematophyceae; Desmidiales; Closteriaceae. The record is from the annotation of a GenBank genome assembly.
AUGGUGCCAGCGUUCGUGUACACGGUGCAGAACGUGCUUAUCAACAUUGCUUAUCGCCACCUGCACCCGGUCACCUUCGCCAUGCUGUCCCAGACGAAGCUUCUCUUCACCGCCCUUUUCAAUUUCAUAUUCCUCAGGCAGAAGCAGUCCGUCCGGCAGGUGCUGGCCCUGCUCACCAUGCUCGUAGCAGCUGUUCUCCUCUCCAUUGCCGACCAUGUGCAGCUCUCCCUCUCCCUGGGGGGAAGCGAGAAGGAGGGCUCGCGAGAUGGAGACGGGAAAGUAGGGACGGAGGAGGCCGGGAGCAGCAAGGCUAGUGCAGGUGGAGGGAGUGGAGGGUUGACGGAGAGUCUAGCAGCAUCGGUGUUGUUUGGUGCGAUUCCCAUGCUGGCAGCAUCUGUCACGUCUGGGUUUGGGUCUAUGUACUGCCAGUGGGUCUCCCAGGUGAAGGGCCGCAGCUCCUACCUGAUGACCAUCGAGAUGUCCUCCUUCAGCUUCUGCCUGCUCCUCGCCUCGCUCCUGCUGCUGCCAUCAUCGCACGAUGCUGCACGCAUGAGGGAACUAGGAUUCUUCCACGCCUGGACCCUCCUCUCCACGGUGCCCAUAUUGACCAACGCACUGGCAGGCAUUCUCGUGGGGGUGGUGGUGCAGGUGUCUGGGGGACUCAAGAAGGGCUUCGUGAUGAUAAUAGCGCUGCUGGUGACGGCAGCAGCUCAGCUUCUCCUGGAAGGCGAGCCUCCCCCGCUGCUUGUGUGGGUCGCAUUCCCCUUGGUAGUGGCCAGCACUCACGUGCAUGCAGCAUACCGAUAUGUGGAGAGGAAGGAUUCAGAUCGAAGGAAGGCAGAGUAG